CUCUACAAAUCGCAGUCACGAAUCACGAUUCACGAGGCUGACAUUAGACAUAUAGAAAGUAGAAACACGAAAAUAAAUAUGUGCGCGUUAUUAUUGUUUACGUGUCAAAUGUGCAGUGUGACUUCCGUUUCCUAUCAGUUAUGCCAUUUUUGAUCUGUUAGAUAUGUUACCGUUAAAAUUGCACUUACAAUCAUGAGGAAAUAUUGAAGCAACAUUUGUUACCAGCUUGCGUUUGUGUCAUACUUGUGCGAGACAAUAUUCUCAAUUUGAACGCGAUGAAUUAUGAUUGCAUGCUGAUAAGUUAGUAUUAAAAAACAGCUCUGAUCAUUUUUAAAGUAACUUCUAUCGCAUUGAUCAAUAAUUAAUGGUUUCAAGUUAUUGAGGGUGAAAGAAGUUAUAGAAGAGAAGCAUCUUAUUUGUUUUUAAUUUACUUCAAGGUGUAUUCAAAAUAUUAAAAUCGAAAAUGAUAUCUCACGUAACUACUUUAGCAAACAGCAUUAUUGGUGUCAGCGUUUUGGCAAUGCCAUUUUGCUUCAAACAAUGUGGAAUAAUUCUAGCCACCCUGAUGUUAUUGUUAAGCAGCAUUUUUUCACGACUGGCUUGUCAUUUUCUAAUUAAAUCAGCAGUUAUGUCUCGUCGCAGAAACUUUGAGUUCCUAGCUUUUCAUGCAUUUGGUCUGAUGGGAAAAUGUAUAGUUGAAUUAUGUAUCAUAGGAUUUUUGUUUGGGACUUGCAUAGCGUAUUUUGUUGUUGCUGGCGAUUUGGGUCCUCAAAUUGUUGGAGGAGUCAUAGAUAAAAGGCCUGAAGAUAUUAGAACAAGCUUUCUUAUAACAACUGGAAUAUUUAUUGUUUUACCUUUAGGUCUUUUACGUAACAUUGAUAGUUUAGCAAGUGUCAGUACUGCAUCAAUAGCAUUUUACAUAAUUUUUGUUUUAAAAGUUGUUGGGGAGUCAACACACCACAUAAUUGCAGGAGAUUGGUUUGACAAAGUAAACUUUUGGAGGCCAGCCGGAUUGCUCCAAUGCAUACCAAUUUUUUCAUUGGCUCUGUUUUGUCAAACACAAUUAUUUGAAAUUUAUGAAUCAAUGUCUAAUCCUACUUUAGAAAAAAUGAAUCAAGUAGUGAAAGGCGCUUUAAAUAUUUGCACUGGAGUUUAUUUAUGUGUUGGUUUAUUUGGAUACAUAGCGUUUUGUGCCCAACCAUUCACAGGAAAUAUACUCAUGAGUUUUGAACCAAGUUUAACUUCUGAAAUUAUAAAAAUAGGAUUUGUAUUAUCUGUGGCAUUUAGUUUUCCUCUAGUCAUUUUUCCAUGCAGGGCAAGUCUUAAUUCACUUUUGUUUAAACAAGGAUAUACAUAUGAUGUUGCUGCAAGUUACAUCAGUGAAACAAGAUUCCGAUGUCUUACUUCACUUAUUGUAUUGGUUGCCUUAUCAGUUGGAAUUUUGAUUCCUAACAUUGAAUUUGUUCUUGGGAUUGUUGGUUCCACAAUUGGAGUGAUUAUAUGUUUGAUUUUCCCUGCAAUGUUCUUCAUAUCUAUAAGUAUUAAAAAUACAAAUGAAAGAUUACUUGCACAGGUAAUGGUAUUUAUUGGGGUAUGGAUGAUGAUUCUGGGUACUUACGCAAAUUUAUAUGCUAUGGAGCAAUCAUCAAAUUUAAAAAGUACUACAGAUAAACUUCCUAGGCAAAUCAAUGAUUUGCCAAAAAUUAUUGAUCAUGAUUCAUUUAUCAAAACAGAUGAAAUAGUAAAGCAAAUCAAUGAUUAUAAAAAAAUAAUACCUAAAGCAAGUAGAUCUAAACCUAUUGUUCCUAAUAUUCCAGAAAAUGAUAAAAAUGCUAGGAAAGAACCACCAGUUCCAGUGGAAAGAUUACCCAAACCAGAUAAAAAAAUAGAAGUUAUGAAAUUAAAAAGUGAUAGCAUUAACAUUGUUGCUCAACCCGCUGUGAAUAUAAUUAAUGAUAAAAUAGAUAAAAAUAUAGUUAAAGAAACGGAAGAAGCAUAUAAGUCCCUGAAAAAAACAAAAUCUGUUGAUACACCUUUAAAAAACAAUGUUAAUGAAGAACCCAUAAAAAAAUCUGAUGCAAAGAAUGAUAUCAUAGCAGUUGAUGCAAUAAAAAAAGAAGAAUUGGAAUUAGCUGCAGAUAAAGAUAUAAUAAUUACAGAUGGUGCUGAAAAACGUGAGCAACUUGAAAAAACUCUGCAAAAACACAUUUUGGAACAAAGAGAAAUGAUGCAAGAGCAAAAAAAAAUAUUGAAGGAUAUAGAACAUGUCAAAAAAGAUCUGCAAAUAGUUGAAAAAGAAAAUUCCAUUCUUGAAAAAAAAAAUGCAGUUGAAGUUGAAGCUCAAAAACUUAAAACUGAUGAAAAAACUGAAACGAAAUUGGUUGAUGAAAAUUUGAAAAAAGAUGCAGAAUUAGAGAAAAAUCUAACUGCAAGAGAUAAAAAUAUUAUUAAACCAAAUGGUGUCAUAAAUCAGAAUGUAAAACCAUCCGAGAUAGCCGAACCAAAAAAUAACGAAAAAGUUUUAAAACAGCCUGUCAACGUGAUUCAAAUUGAUAAUUUAAAUCCUACUAAUAAAUCUGGAAGUCAAAUAAUCAAAGCUUUAACAAAAAAAUCAUUCCAGUUGAAUAAUGAAAGUUCAGUGAUUAGAAAUAAUGGAAAAAAUGAUUCAAGCAAUAAUGAUAACAAUGUGAAUAUCAAACCAUUAACCAAUGAAAUACCUGUCAUUAUACCAAAAGUAAGUAAUGAUUCAAAAUUAAUAGUAGAAAAUAUAAACGAGGCUGGUAUGAAAAGGGACCUCCUUUCAAAACACCAAAGAGAAAAACGAAUGGUGGAAUUUGCAGAAAACAUCAAGAGUGCAUCUCAAACGAAUCAAGAAAAAAAUGUAACAGAUGAAAGUAAGUUAGUUGAUCUUGAAAGUUGUAGAAAACAAGAGAAAUUACAAAGAAAAGAUACACAGAAUGAAAAAACAGAGGGGAUUCUUGUUAAUUUACCCAAAGACAAUGAAGUGGUUGAUGAUUUAAUUAAAACUAGUUCACACUUAUCUGAACAGAAUGUUAUGGAUAAGAAUUUAGUUAAAAAAGAUUUAAAUGUAGAUAGUAAGUUUAUUAAUUUUAAUGAUAAAAACAAUGAAUGAUCUCCGACUUCCAAGGCAUUUAAGAGAAUAUUGUAAGAACCAAUGUUUAUUAUUAUGAUCAUUUUUUGAUUUUUGACAAAUUUUAAAAUGUUACCAUUAUUAAAAUGUGUAUAAAAAAUCGUUCCCUUGAAAUAAUUAGAUACUGUUGUUAAUUAUGCAUAAAGUGUAUAUAAAAUUGUAUAUAUAUACAUAUAUAAAUUCUAUGAAAAUAAAAUAGUUAAUGUUCACAUAUCGACGCUCGUAGGUAACGUCGAUACAUUUAUUUUCGAUAUCAGAAAAAUUCUAUCUACGAGUAAACCUGAUAGAAUUUAAACUUUUGGAUGGAUGGAAUUUUUUAUUGUAAACAUUUUUUGCAUCAAAGUGUGAUUGAAUUAUUAUGCACAAAGUUACUGAUAGGAACGUUAGGGAACUGUACAUUAAAAUAAAAAUUUUAAAUAUAAAACUCAAAUAUUCUAUAGUUUU
This is a messenger RNA of Trichogramma pretiosum, 3595 nucleotides long. Its product is annotated as putative sodium-coupled neutral amino acid transporter 10. Gene Ontology annotation, molecular function: amino acid transmembrane transporter activity. Lineage: Eukaryota; Metazoa; Arthropoda; Insecta; Hymenoptera; Trichogrammatidae. Gene Ontology annotation, biological process: amino acid transmembrane transport. The record is from RefSeq and is a predicted model, not a curated record. The coding region runs from base 464 to 3133 and encodes 889 amino acids. The transcript has 8 exons.